AGGUUCAAUUUUUUCAGGUUUUUUUGGAAGAAGUUUGGGUACUAAAGGAUCGCAAUUAAUUACAUCUAGUUCUAUUAUAGUGACAACUUUAUUAGCUUUAUUAGCUUUUAUAGAAGUAGGUUAUAAUAAUAUACCAGUAACUAUAGAUUUAAUAAGAUGAAUAGAUUCAGAAUCUCUUAAUGUAUAUUGAGGUUUUUAUUAUGAUAGCUUAACUGUUUCUAUGCUUAUACCUGUGUUAAUUGUUUCUAGUCUAGUUCAUAUAUAUUCUAUAGGUUAUAUGAGUCAUGAUCCACACAAUCAAAGAUUUUUUAGUUAUUUAAGUUUAUUUACUUUUAUGAUGAUUAUUCUAGUAACAGCUAAUAAUUAUUUAUUGAUGUUUUUAGGUUGAGAAGGUGUUGGAGUUUGCUCAUAUUUAUUAAUAAAUUUUUGAUUUACUAGAAUAGCAGCAAAUCAAAGCUCAAUUUCAGCUUUUUUAACUAAUAGAGUUGGUGAUUGUUUUUUAAUGAUAGGUAUGUUUAUAAUUAUAUGAUCUUUUGGUAAUAUAAAUUAUUCUACAAUAUUUUCUUUAGCUCCUUAUUUAAAUAGCAAUAUUAUUACUUUAAUAGGUAUUUGUUUAUUAAUAGGUGCUAUGGCUAAAAGUUCUCAGAUAGGUCUUCACGUUUGAUUACCGCAAGCCAUGGAAGGACCUACACCAGUAUCUGCUCUAAUUCACGCUGCAACAAUGGUUACAGCUGGUGUAUACUUAUUAAUGAGAUCUUCACCUUUAAUAGAAUAUAGUUCUACUGUAUUAUUACUAUGUUUAUGAGUAGGUGGAAUAACAACUAUAUUUAGUUCAAUUAUAGGUUUAUUUCAACAAGAUAUUAAGAAAGUUAUAGCUUAUUCUACUAUGAGUCAAUUGGCUCAAGAAUAUACUAUUCAUUCUAGUAUAUUCAGGCAUCAAACUAUAUGCGUAGAGGUUAUAUAUAAUAUAAUUAAUUCGCAGAUAACCAAAGCUCGUGAUUAUUUAUAUAAUCACUAUAAUGUUAAGUUUUAUAAUUCAUCUACCAUUAUAAGGUUAUAUCAGAAUAAUUUAUCUGUGUCAAUAAGAUGAAAAUUUAAUAUUAUCAGUAAGUUAGUAGGAAUCUCAGAGGCCAUACGUUUGAUAUUAAUCUUUAUUAAAUUAAAUUUAUUUAAUUUAAUCUCAAAAAUUUCUAUAUUUAAAAAACAAGUUACUGUAAGUAAAGUUAAUAUUUACAAAUCAUCCUCUAGAUUAAAAAAUAGUUAUAAUUUAAUAUUAUAUAGAAAUUUACAUACAAAUGUAAAUACUAAUAAUUUAAUAUAUAAAAAUAAUAAUCCUGAAGAUAUUCAUUUUAAAGAAUGAUUAGCAGGAUUGAUAGAUGGUGACGGUUAUUUUUUAUUAUCUAAAAAUGGAUAUAAUAGUUGUGAAAUAACUAUGGAUGCCAGGGAUAAAAAAGCUUUAUAUUUAAUAAAACAUAAAUACGGAGGAUCUAUUAAACCAAUUUCAAAUGCUUAUGCUUUUAAAUAUAAAUUAAGAAAUAAAGCUGGUUUAAUAAAAUUAAUAAAUGAUAUAAAUGGAUUAAUUAGAAAUCCCACGCGUUUAUUACAAAUGAAUAAGCUUUGUAUAAAAUUUAAUAUAACCUUAAAAUAUUCAGAUAAACGCGUGGAUUAA
Histoplasma capsulatum G186AR is the source of this 1669-nucleotide messenger RNA. Lineage: Eukaryota; Fungi; Ascomycota; Eurotiomycetes; Onygenales; Ajellomycetaceae. The record is from the annotation of a RefSeq genome assembly.